CUGAACUUUUAUUUCCCUCCAGAAAAAGCUUUUCUGGAAACGCGAUGGCCAUUGCGCCGCACCAACUGCCGUAAUCCAAACACGGCCGCACCGCACGCUCAUAUACAUGCUCUCCCUAGCAUUAACGAAUCAACCUGAUCAAUAUCUUCCAUAAAAAUAAUCCUUCAAUAAGAAGGAAAAAGAACCCCGCCAUGCGCUGGCAACAACCCCAACCAAGCACCUGGGCCCGCUUCCUAGGCACAGGCGCGCUCGUUUCAUUAGCCAUAAUCACAUUCCUCGUCUUCGAGGGCCGAUUCUCCAACGACGUCACCAAAUAUGCACUAAAGUCGUCGAUGAUACCUCCUCCUAAGGACGGGUCGUUCGGCCGCUGCGCAAAUGGCACCGAGAAGUGGGAGUUUGUCGCGGGGCGGGACGCGAAUAACCAUGGGCUUUCGGAAGAGCAGUGUCUGGCGGCUUUCCCGAAGCUGUUUGUGGAGGCCGAUAAGUCUGUUGAGGGGAGGAAGGCUAAUUUGGUGAAGUAUGAGGAGCUGGAUGAGUUGGUCAUGGAGGAUGGGAUGUUUAGGGCGUUGAUUUAUAAUGGGGAGUUGUAUGUUGUCGACUAUGCGGAUAUGACCUAUACGCAGACUCGAGCCAAGUCGACUCUGAGCUCGCUCAACCGCGCGCUGCAGGCCGUCCCGGAUCGACACAAUAUCCCCAAUGUUGAGUUUGUGUUGUCCUCGGACGACUUCAGCAACGGUAAAGGACCGGUGUGGUCCUACUCCAAGCGCGACGAAGACAGCACUGUGUGGCUGAUGCCGGACUUUGGGUACUGGUCCUGGCCGGAAGUCAAGGUCGGCCCGUACAAGGAGAUCCGACGUCGGAUCGCGGCCGUCGACGACGGGGAGGUCGCGCCAGAUGGCAGCGUAACCCCGGGAAUGUCUUUCCAAGACAAAAGGAAACAGCUCCUCUGGCGCGGAAGCGUGAACACAAACCACGAGAUCCGGGGGAAGCUGCUCAAGGCCGUGCAGGGGCAGAGCUGGGGGAGCGUCAGGGUCAUCGACUGGGACGAGGAGAACGACGUCCGAUUCAACCUGCUACCCAUGGAGGAGCACUGUCGCUACAUGUUUCUAGCACACACUGAAGGACGCAGUUUCUCAGGAAGAGGCAAGUACCUCCUCAACUGCCGGUCCGUGGUAGUCUCGCACAAGCUGGUCUGGCGCGAAGCCCACCACGCGGCUCUGAUUGCGUCCGGACCAGACGCGAACUUCGUCGAGGUCGAGCGGGACUUUUCUGAUCUGCACACCAAACUGGAGUUCCUGAUUGAUAAUCCCGAGGCUGCGGAGCGCAUUGCUAAUAACACCGUGCGGACCUUCCGCGAUCGAUAUCUGACGCCUGCGGCGGAGUCGUGCUACUGGAGGUAUUUGGUGAGACGGUAUGCGUCGGCUUGUGAGUUUGAGCCUGUGCUGUAUCAUGCCGAUAAGGAUGGGAAGAGGCAGAUGCGUGGGACUCCGUUUGAGAGUUGGAUUUUGUCGGGGCAUUAGUUCCCUUCUUUUCUAACAUUUUUCUCAAGAGAAUCCUAGGUUUGAUAACCGUGUAUAUGAAGGGAGUUUGGGGAAACGCUUGAUGUUUAUUUUCUAUAUGUAUAUAUGAACCACUAUGAUGACUAUGACACUAUGAAU
Aspergillus campestris IBT 28561 is the source of this 1658-nucleotide messenger RNA. Its product is annotated as DUF821 domain protein. The transcript is spliced from 2 exons. Lineage: Eukaryota; Fungi; Ascomycota; Eurotiomycetes; Eurotiales; Aspergillaceae. The record is from RefSeq and is a predicted model, not a curated record. Bases 192 to 1520 code for a protein of 442 amino acids.